UUUGAUUCUCUUCUCACUCAUCUUUGCAAUCUCAAGCAGCUUUUCUUCGCCUUACUUUGUGCAAAUGGCUGCUUCAUCGGCUUGUCUCAUCGGGAGCGGAUUAUCUGUCUACACAACUAAACACAGGUCUAAACAGCUAGUGCUCUCCUCAAGGUUUGCUUCAGUUGAUAGGACGACAUCUAAAGUUACUCUUGUGAAGGCUUCUUUAGAUGUGAACAAACACGAAGCAAGAAGAGGCUUCUUCAAGCUUUUGCUUGGAAACGCUGCAGCUGCUGGAGUGGGUUUACUCGGAACUGGGAAAGCAAACGCAGAUGAACAAGGAGUUUCGUCGUCAAGGAUGUCUUACUCUAGGUUCCUUGAGUAUCUAGACAAAGGAAGGGUUGAUAAAGUAGAUUUGUACGAGAACGGGACAAUAGCUAUUGUGAAGGCUGUUUCUCCUGAGCUAGGCAACAGGAUCCAGCGUGUACGCGUGCAGCUACCGGGACUGAGUCAAGAGCUUCUCCAGAAGCUGAGGGCAAAGAAUAUCGACUUUGCAGCACAUACUGCUCAGGAAGACCAAGGCUCUCCGCUACUCAACUUGAUUGGGAAUCUCGCAUUCCCUCUGAUUCUCAUUGGCGGUUUGUUUCUUCUCUCGAGACGGUCCUCCGGUGGAAUGGGUGGUCCCGGUGGUCCCGGCUUCCCGCUUCAGAUCGGUCAGUCCAAAGCAAAGUUCCAGAUGGAGCCAAACACUGGUGUAACGUUCGAUGACGUUGCUGGAGUCGAUGAAGCCAAGCAAGACUUCAUGGAAGUGGUGGAGUUUCUGAAGAAGCCUGAGAGGUUCACUGCGGUCGGUGCUCGGAUCCCGAAAGGUGUUCUUCUCGUUGGUCCUCCCGGUACUGGGAAAACACUCUUGGCAAAGGCCAUUGCUGGUGAAGCUGGUGUACCUUUCUUUUCCAUCUCGGGGUCUGAGUUUGUUGAGAUGUUUGUCGGUGUUGGUGCUUCGAGGGUCCGUGAUCUUUUCAAAAAGGCCAAGGAGAACGCUCCUUGUAUUGUCUUUGUUGAUGAGAUUGAUGCUGUUGGUAGGCAGAGAGGGACUGGUAUCGGUGGAGGUAAUGAUGAAAGAGAACAGACGCUUAACCAGCUUCUGACGGAGAUGGAUGGUUUUGAAGGUAACACUGGUGUUAUCGUGGUUGCUGCAACCAACAGAGCUGAUAUUCUUGACUCCGCCUUGUUGAGACCAGGACGUUUUGACCGGCAGGUGUCUGUUGACGUUCCAGACGUUAAGGGAAGAACAGAGAUACUCAAGGUUCACUCUGGGAACAAGAAAUUUGAGAAUGGAGUUUCACUAGAAGUAAUAGCCAUGAGAACGCCUGGAUUCAGUGGAGCUGAUCUUGCAAACCUCUUAAACGAAGCUGCCAUAUUAGCCGGACGCCGUGGAAAGACAGCGAUAUCAUCUAAAGAGAUUGAUGAUUCGAUUGAUAGAAUUGUAGCUGGGAUGGAAGGCACUGUCAUGACUGAUGGGAAGAGCAAAAGCUUGGUCAGCAAGUCAACAAAUGUGUCUGGCAUUUGA
Brassica oleracea var. oleracea is the source of this 1549-nucleotide messenger RNA. RefSeq names its product ATP-dependent zinc metalloprotease FTSH 8, chloroplastic-like. Lineage: Eukaryota; Viridiplantae; Streptophyta; Magnoliopsida; Brassicales; Brassicaceae. The record is from RefSeq and is a predicted model, not a curated record. Gene Ontology annotation, molecular function: metalloendopeptidase activity; ATP-dependent peptidase activity; ATP hydrolysis activity. Gene Ontology annotation, biological process: proteolysis. The transcript has 4 exons. Bases 65 to 1549 code for a protein of 494 amino acids. Gene Ontology annotation, cellular component: chloroplast thylakoid; membrane.